Molecule: messenger RNA, 807 nt
Organism: Letharia columbiana
Lineage: Eukaryota; Fungi; Ascomycota; Lecanoromycetes; Lecanorales; Parmeliaceae
Exons: 4
Coding region: 1-807 (268 amino acids)
Biological process (GO): conjugation with cellular fusion
Cellular component (GO): membrane; mating projection tip
Source: RefSeq, a predicted model, not a curated record
AUGGCGAACAUGAGAUUCGUCAUGAGCUUUCGGAGGGUCUUACCAUUCUUGGGCUAUCACCAUGUUCUCAUGAUCCUCAUUGCUAUAGCGAUCAUUCUGCUCUCACUCCUCCUAGCAGGCUGCUCUUCCUCCUCGCCUCUGAUUCCCAGCAUAUUCUUGAUAUCCCUCUAUUAUAAGUCCUACCCGCCGAGCUUCGAUCCCUCACAGGUCGACCCUGGUGUCACAACGGCAAUUGCCAACAUCGUUGGACAAGCGCAACUCGAAGUCCGUGUUGGCUAUUUCGGUAUAUGCAUCAACCCCGACGGUGGAUCAUUUUUGUGCAGUAACAAUGCGUCGAGUUUGGCGACGCAGGUUUCCGUGGACCAGGAUCCGCUGAAUCUUAUAUGGGUGGCAAAUACUUUCAAGGACAGUAUUGUGUUUCCGUACUUAAUAAUCGUCGCCAUUGUCCUUGCGUUCGUCUGCUUCCUCCUCCUCGCCACUUUUCCCGGUUGGCACGAAGAGCACGAUGACAACGGCUCCGACCGAGAAGUUAAACCAUUUCCCUCACGCCCGGUCUCUCAAGUCGCCCUCGCCCUCAUCUUCGUCGCCUCCGUCUUUGUACUAGUUUCCGUCCUAUGGCAACACACGGCGUCCGUGGGAGCAAGUACGAUCGCCCAGGACUUAGGCAAUGGUAGCGUUAAAAGUGGAGUGGGGACCGCCGCCAUGAUUCUGGGAUGGUUUGGAUUUGCGCUAUUGAUCAUCGUCACGAUUGGUUUGUUGGUCAUGAUCUUGAGUAUCAGGAUUUUGGAUCAAUUGACAGACGAAUGA